CCGGUAUAUCCGCCUCCCGCCAAACUCGCAGUUAUUCUGGCAUCAUUGUAUAUAUCCAUCUUCCUCAUCGCACUCGACCGCACAAUCAUUGGCCCAGCCAUCCCCGAAAUUACCAACAAAUUCAACUCCAUCUCGGAUAUCGGAUGGUACGGUUCCGCCUACAUGCUAACGUCAUGCGGCUUCAUUCUCUUCUAUGGCCGUAUAUACACGUUCUUCGCCACCAAAUGGGUCUUCCUCGCCUCCAUUGCACUGUUCGAGAUUGGCAGUGCUGUAUGCGGCGCAGCGCCUAGCUCGAAAGCCCUGAUCAUUGGGCGCUCGGUCGCGGGGGUAGGAAGUAGCGGGAUCUAUACCGGCGCGGUUCUCAUAAUAACGGAGAUUGUUCCGUUACAUAAGCGUCCAUUCAUCAAUGGGCUCUUUGGUGUGUGCUUUGGGGUUGCCUCCGUCGCUGGUCCAUUGCUCGGUGGAGCUUUCACUGGAAGCAGAGCAACUUGGAGGUGGUGCUUCUUCAUAAACCUGCCCCUGGGUGGUUUCACGAUUAUCAUCGUGUCUCGGUUCCUGCACAUCCAAGACAAGAAGGAGAGUCUCGGCUGGAAAAAGACAGCACAACAUCUUGACCCUAUCGGUACUCUUCUCCUCCUGCCCACCAUCGUCUGUCUGCUUCUUGCUUUGGAAUGGGGAGCAACAAAGUACCCGUGGAACGACGGCAGAAUCAUUGCUUUAUUGGUAGUCUUCGCCAUAUUGCUCCUAGCAUUUCUCCUCUGGCAGUAUCACACGAGAAAGACGACGGCCACCAUCACCUCCGAGAUUGCCUUUCAGAGGAGCGUGGCUUUUGGCGGACUUUCCCAAUUCUGUGUCGGCGCAACAAUGCUCACUUGCGCUCUUUAUAUACCUGUCUGGUUUCAGGCCGUCCAAGGAGUCGAUGCAAUGAAGUCUGGUAUUCGAACGAUCCCGCUCGUUCUUUCGGUCGUUGUAGGCUCCGUAUCAUCCGGCGCAGCUGUGCAAAAGAUCGGUUACUACUCGCCUUUUAUGAUUGCCGGCGGCAUGUUAUUGAUCACUGGCACUGGCUUACUUACCACGUGGGCUAUCACCAGCGGCAGCGAUAAGUGGAUCGGUUACCAAGUCCUGUUAGGAUUAGGAGUCGGGUUCACUAUGCAACAACCGAACCUAGCAGUCCAAGUUGUUCUUCCGAAGAAGGACAUUCCAACGGGGAUCGCAUUAUUAUCUCUGUGCCAAACAUUGGGAGGAGCGCUCUUUGCGUCCGUAGGGCAAAACACAUUUCUCGACAGGUUUCUACGGGGCCUGCAGCGCAUUGAAGGAGUUGAUCCGGACAAAACAGUUCAUGCCGGGGCUACAGAACUCAAAAGCGCGAUCCCCGAGAAAUUGCUUCCUCGAGUGCUGGAGGCCUACAACAGCAGUCUGACGAAGGGGCCUUUCCUGGCGGUUUUCAUAGUGGCCUGCUUCUCGGUUCCGGCGGCAUUGGGCAUGGAAUGGAGGAGCGUGAAAGAGGGCCAAAAGCUC
Westerdykella ornata is the source of this 1518-nucleotide messenger RNA. Its product is annotated as MFS general substrate transporter. Gene Ontology annotation, biological process: transmembrane transport. NCBI's taxonomy places the organism in Eukaryota, Fungi, Ascomycota, Dothideomycetes, Pleosporales, Sporormiaceae. The transcript has a single exon. The annotation marks the transcript as partial. Gene Ontology annotation, molecular function: transmembrane transporter activity. The record is from RefSeq and is a predicted model, not a curated record.